AUGAAGCGUUUCUCGACUUUGGUCAGCCGAACAAACAAAGUGGACCAACUAAAAGCUGCAGAUAAACAGCAGGAAGAAGUGAUCAAGACCAUCAUACUGGGUCCUCGUGGAUCUGGUAAAACAUCGUUUUUGUACAGAACUUAUUUCAAAUACAAUGAAUAUCAACCAGAAGCCCAUUUUGAUGUGAUACCUACUCCAACACACAAUGUGGAGGUGAUACCCUACCAGUCCUACCAAUUCGAAUUAUGGGAUUUUGCAGAGAUAAGCUCAUGCCUAAGCUACCUGGAUGAUCAAACUCGAGCCAUUAUUUACAUGAUCGACUCGACAGCAUACGAAAAAGAAGCAGUAGCAUCAAAGUCAAAAGAAAACAUGAUCUGGUUACUGGAGACAUACCAAAAAAUGCUAAAAAAUACCAUCAUUAUCACUGUAGCAACAAAGCAAGACACACAACCACCGAUGGAUAUCCAAGAUAUCGGCAACUCUUGGGUCAAUGACAAAAUGCUCAUGAAUCUACUCAAGGGCCAUGAUUGGAGAGUAUUCUCGUGCAACAAUUUGACAGGUGAUGGUCUAGAUAGCAUUUUUGACUACGUGGCAUUGAAAGUGAAUCAAGUGCGAACAAGUCAACAAAGCUUGAAUCGACCUAUUUCGCUGCUAUCACCCACACCAUCCUUCAACCAGCAAAUUGAUACGAUCACACCAUGGGAUCAACUGCCUAAUCCACACCACUUUAACGAUCAGGAAUUUCACAUUUGGUUUCAGCAAGGAAAAGCAUUCUUAUUUUUCGACUACAUUUGCCUGAUUCGGAUUAUUUACCUGAGUAUGGCCCAGCAUGAAUCAAUGCAGCCCUUGUUUGAGCAGCUUGAAUACAACCUCUCGCUUAUACCCGACAUUGCCACCUUUAAAUCGAUAUCCUACUCGGAAACACAAACGUUAUUCUGGAUCCAAAUGGUAUCAUUUGCAUUAUUGAAAUCACCGCUCUUGGAAGGAGAGACGAACGAUUUUGAAUCCUUUCUGGCCAAAAGUCAAUUGGAUCAAGAAUGCUGGAGGACAUACUACAGCCACAAGCUGUUUCAUUCAGACAAAGCCACCAGGGAAUUCAUGCCACCAGAUAAGAAACCAUUGCCCAAUGCGUUUAGAUCGUCUUCAUUGAAUCUUAAAGGAAGUCAGUUGAACAUUAAUUACCAAGUAUUGUGA
This is a messenger RNA of Mucor velutinosus, 1194 nucleotides long. Its product is annotated as Signal recognition particle. Gene Ontology annotation, molecular function: GTP binding; GTPase activity. Bases 1 to 1194 code for a protein of 397 amino acids. The transcript is spliced from 3 exons. Lineage: Eukaryota; Fungi; Mucoromycota; Mucoromycetes; Mucorales; Mucoraceae. The record is from RefSeq and is a predicted model, not a curated record. Gene Ontology annotation, biological process: vesicle-mediated transport; intracellular protein transport. Gene Ontology annotation, cellular component: cytoplasm.